This is a messenger RNA of Microsporum canis CBS 113480, 354 nucleotides long. RefSeq lists its product as uncharacterized. The record is from RefSeq and is a predicted model, not a curated record. Bases 1 to 354 code for a protein of 117 amino acids. Lineage: Eukaryota; Fungi; Ascomycota; Eurotiomycetes; Onygenales; Arthrodermataceae. The transcript has a single exon.
AUGGCUAGUGGUCGCAGCUCCAGCUCCAUCGGCCAUCCCGCGGGCCCUUUUUGCAUAGCAUCCUUCUUUCUCUGGACCUUGGACGAUCAGGUCCCCCCAGCCCUGAUUGCUAUCACCAACAAAGACCCAACACCAACCAACUCAUCGAACCUCCCACCUCAAAUGCGCGAAUACACCAGUUUUGUAUCCUUGGAGAUCGGCCCAGCUCCGGCCCAGAACCGUGACCGUGGGUUAGCCCUGUCUCUGCUUGUUUUUCUCAUCCCGUUCUCUUGUCCUCCCUUUAUCCCCGGCUUUUACGUUCCCCCCACUGGCAUCCACCGCGGCCACUGUCCACCCAUUGCCGAUGCCUCUUGA